AUGCAUCUCAUGUACAUCCCCACCGCCGACGGCCUCGGCCGCCAGUACACCCUCAAAAAGGUCCUCGACAGCAAAGUCACCCGCUCUGCCCACCCGGCGCGCUUCUCCCCCGACGACAAGUGGUCCCGCCACCGGCUCGCGAUGCGCAAAAGAUAUGCUGCCUUGUUGGAUGCCGCCGAGAAGAAGUAA
Podospora anserina S mat+ is the source of this 189-nucleotide messenger RNA. RefSeq lists its product as uncharacterized. Gene Ontology annotation, molecular function: box H/ACA snoRNA binding; telomerase RNA binding. Gene Ontology annotation, biological process: snRNA pseudouridine synthesis; ribosome biogenesis; positive regulation of telomerase RNA localization to Cajal body. Gene Ontology annotation, cellular component: box H/ACA telomerase RNP complex; box H/ACA snoRNP complex. The transcript has 2 exons. Bases 1 to 189 code for a protein of 62 amino acids. Lineage: Eukaryota; Fungi; Ascomycota; Sordariomycetes; Sordariales; Podosporaceae. The record is from RefSeq and is a predicted model, not a curated record.